AUGGUCUAUAUCAUGGUGGAUAUCUUCAUGAAUGUACAGUUCUCUAAAGCCGUUCCUUUAGUUGCGGAACAGCCGCAGACCGGCCUCCUCUGCGUCAACCUCAUCGUCGUCCUCCAUCUCCGCGUCGGAUGCCUGCUCGCUCAGCUCCAUCUUCUGCCCAAACAGCGUGCCGAACAACCGGUCGAUGGCGUCCUGCUCCCACGCCCUCCGGUCCUCGGGCGCCAUAAAGUUCUGCAGCUUCUCGUGCACGUUGAACCGCAUCUUGCGGCCCUUGCUCGCCCUCCGGUCGACGUGCUUCUUCGUCUUGGCCUCCUUCAUCGCCGCCCACCGCACUGUGGGCUGCGCCGCCGUGCCGUUGCCGGCGUCGGACGUGCGCUGCUCGACAAGCUCCUUGAGCAGGAGCUGGUAAAAGUCGGCGUCGUCGUAGAUCUCCGGGUCCUCGUUGACCUUGCGCGCCACCUGCGCGGGCGCGCAGGACCGCGGCGUGCGCGUACGCUUGAUGAGGCGGUCGGCGCUGAGGAGCUGGUCCUCGAGGCUGGCAACGAUCGACGUCUGCGUCGAGAUGAGGUUGCGAGACUUGACCUCGACGUUGGCGCUGCGCGUCUUGGUGGACCAUGUCUCGAGCACCUUCUUGCGGUACUUUGCCGCGCGCUGCUCGGCCUCCUGGAUGCCCUCCCAGAUGGCCUCGUUCGAAGUCGACGCGUCGUAGUCGCCGCGCUUGCGCUUCGCGCCGGCGGCUUGUUGCGCGAGCUCCGCGGGGAGCAGGCUGGCGCGGAAGCUGUCGAGGGUGUUGAGCAGCUUGAGAGCGGCCUCCUCGGCGGCCUCGUACGGCUCCGAGUUCUGCUCGUCUUCUUCCGAGGGGGACUCGACGGCGGAAAAGGAGUUUGUGGCGACGAGGGCCUUUUGGAGGCGGAUGCGGAUGUUGAGCAGCCCGUCAAAGGUCUUGCGCUGCUCGCGGACGGCGAGGCCCUUUUGCGCAUCCUGCUGGGCGGCGGCGGAGAUUGUGGCAGCGAGGACCUUUUCUUCGUCGGCGGCCAAGUCGGCGGUCUCGGGGUCGUCGAACUCUUCGCCGCUCGAGUCAAUGUCCUCCUGUGCAUCCUCGAACACGUCGCUGUCGUCCUCGUUGCUCGAAUCGUUCAGCGCAUCGCGGCUGACGCGAGCGCCGCGGUACUGGGGCCCGAGGGAAACGCCCUCCUUUUCGCGGAGCUUGCUCUUGCUGCAAUGCUUCGUAUGGUGUGGAUCGUACCCGACGGUAACAUAGUGCUCGGUGCCCGCGUUCUCGUCGACGCUCUCUUCACUGCCGCUUUCGUUCUCGCUCUCCUCGACAGGUUCGGCCUCAGGAUCGAGAUCUGUAGGAUAAUGUAA
Messenger RNA from Colletotrichum spaethianum, 1365 nucleotides. RefSeq lists its product as uncharacterized. The transcript is spliced from 4 exons. NCBI's taxonomy places the organism in Eukaryota, Fungi, Ascomycota, Sordariomycetes, Glomerellales, Glomerellaceae. Bases 1 to 1365 code for a protein of 454 amino acids. The record is from RefSeq and is a predicted model, not a curated record.